Messenger RNA from Carassius gibelio (silver crucian carp), 2397 nucleotides. RefSeq names its product ribonuclease P and MRP subunit p25, a (gene rpp25a). Gene Ontology annotation, molecular function: RNA binding. NCBI's taxonomy places the organism in Eukaryota, Metazoa, Chordata, Actinopteri, Cypriniformes, Cyprinidae. Gene Ontology annotation, biological process: tRNA 5'-leader removal. Gene Ontology annotation, cellular component: ribonuclease MRP complex. The coding region runs from base 1313 to 2035 and encodes 240 amino acids. The record is from RefSeq and is a predicted model, not a curated record. The transcript has 2 exons.
UCUAUAUGUUCAUACUGACCAUGGCUGCAGGAAAAGCAACUUAUGAUGAACUUUAAAGCAUCCCAUGGCCCUCCGUUAUUCCAACUGCAUAUAAAAGGCAUAUCACAGUACAUUUUUACAGACAAUAAUUGUGCUCUUCGUCUCAUUGAACAAAAGCUUGCCUUGCCUUCUGUCACCCCAGUCUCUAGAAUGUUGGAUGCUCCCCUUCAGGAUACAGACUGUGUAUUUUGUCAAGCAGAACCGCAUGGCCUUCUUCUCUGAUUGAAAUCACAGCCUCGGGGCUCUAACACUUCAAGAGCGCUCGGCAGCCACAGUGGGAGAAGAUGCAGAAAUAGACCUGACGAAACAGCCACCUUCGGACAACAAUGAAUUCCUGCUCUGUAAAUGACAGUUUCUUGACCUACAUUUAUGUGUGCAGUAUCAAUUCAGCAUGCAAGUUUUAUAUGCAAACAUAAUUUAAUAAGUUGGCCCAAAGCCAUAUUUAAAAGCAGAUGCCUGGCAUAAGUCAACUGUGCUAUAUGAGAUAAUUGUUUACUGGCUGCAUUGUGCCUUCAUGCAUGGGAUGAUGUGUUUUUAAACUCUCAGCUUUAAUCAGUCACGCAUGUUAAUCAGCCACAGACACGCGCUGAUUGACAGCACUUCAUUAACACUGAGAAUUUUAAAGGGGGGAAUCGGGAAAGCAUUCGCCAGGAUGAAAUUUCGAUGAAAUCCUAUACAGAGCAUUUGCAAGACACAGCGACUGUUCCUUUAAGAGAUGCUUAGGCUCUCGGCCCCUCCCUCUCUGUGUCCCUCACAAGCCUCAGAUUGGGUCUUCAGUGCAUUCUGGAGAGUGGCAAGCACCAUUUAAGAGUAAAUAUGCGAAAGGUCUCAGAUUAUGGCCAGAUAUCAAGGUUACGACGCAGCGCAGAACUUCACCUUACGGCGGAACUCUACGGGAAUUCUUAAGAGCAAAAGGCUCCCUUCUCACGAAGACGGAAAUAUAUGCUUCAAAGGUAGUGACUGAGAAAUUGCUGAUUCUCAGCACUUUCAGCUUUGAUGAAUUUGCUCGAUUUACAGAACAGACUUUUUUUCUUUCCUUCAUGUCAACGGCCAGAGAGUAUAAAGUAAAUGACAGCUUGUCAUUCAGUUCAGAGCUUUGGGAAUCACACAAAUUUUUCAUUCGGUUUCCCUCACGUCUGUGCAAUUUUUUAAUGCUGGAAAGCCACAUAAUGUAUCACAACUUCUUGAAGGUAAAAAGUCCACAGUUCUGGGAAAUAUAAUCAAGUGGUACGAAGUUCUGCUGCCUGAAUAACAUAUAAAACAUCCUAUAAAUAUGUUUAUGCCGAGCCGAGAGCUUCAUGACAGCACACAGUCUAACUACACCACAUUUGUCCAACCCUCUCAACUCAGUGCCACAAACCGUCCUGGAUCUUCUAGCAAACAAAAGCAAGGUGGAUUCAGGAAGAUCCGUUCCACUGGAGAACCAAUCCCAUGUCCAAUCCCAGGACUGUCAUCUGAGGUGCUGGAAAUGCGUGUGAAGGAAGGGAGCAAGAUCAGGAACCUUUUGGGUUUUGCCAUGUCUCGAAUUCAAGGUGACGGACACAGGGCUCCAGCAUCGCAGGUCGUGUUCAGCGGGACGGGACGGGCCGUGACCAAAACCAUCACCUGUGCAGAGAUAAUGAAACGCAAGGUGCAGGGUUUACACCAGCUGUCAAAGCUCCAGUACAGGACAGUGACUGAGGUGUGGGAGAGCCAGGAGAGCGGCCCGCUUCAGAUGACCGUACACAGAACUCUUCCUUCCAUCUGUAUUCUUCUGUCCAAAGAUCCGCUGGACCCACAGGAGCCGGGAUACCAGCCUCCAGUCGAAAUAAACACUCUCUCAGAGGAAAGCAAAUUGCCAGACGGACCAAAGGGGGCUGGAAAGACAGAAAAGAGACCAGCGAGUCCUUGUUCUCAUGAUCUUCCCAGUCUUAAGAGAGCUGCUCUGGGACAGGGAGAAAGUCCAGCUCUGGAACCAGUGAAAAAACGUUACUAUAAAAGGGAGGAAUUCAUAUAAAUGUUGUGUGUGUGUUUGUGUGUGUGUGUGUGUGUAUUUAUAACUUGCUUAAUAAAUUAGGCCAUAUCGGGAUGCAACAAAUGUGAAAGUAUAAUCUGAGUAAUAAAAUGCAUGAUCAAGUGAUUAUUUAGUAUUACUUCAUAGUGUGUAAUUAAAUGACAAUAAAAUACAAAUCCUAAUUAUUUAUGUUUGGCUAUUUCUCACACUGAUUCACUUCAUUCUUUAUUUAAUGUAAUUAUUAUUUUUUAUUUUUUUUACCCAAUGUUUUUCAUAUUUUCUGUUAUGCUUUUGGUUUUAUCCAAGUAAUUAGGAUACUUUCAUAGUUUCUAUUAAUAUUUCUAUUUUGUCCAAUUAAUUAUUUU